AUGUAUGGGUAUACAAACAGUAUACAAAAAUACAAAAUGGUAUUAUGGUAUGUGAUAUGUAUUGUAACUUACGGACAGCGGAAAUUACUUGUUAUUUGCUGAUGAUGUUAAAUGCCAUUUGAUGUCAUUAUAACAUCAACGUUACUAUCACUCAAUGUACAAAAAGAUUGGCAAAGUAUGAAAAACAUGUAUUAAACCGAUUAAGCACAAAGGAAUAAAACAAUGAGGAAUGAGGUUAAGAAAAGGUGAGGUUAUGGCGCAAUAUACGAAUUAAGUUAGUUGGUGGAGAAUGUCGUUGAGGAAAGAAAUAAAGCAACGUUCGUCCGAUCGUGAGAGUAGACGUGAGGAUGAAAAGUAUUAUAGGAAAAAGCAUCGCGAAAUUGAGAACCGCACGAGAACUUCAAGAAGCGAAGCGCGGAGCGAUCGACAAGUGAACAAGUUUUUCACUCGCGCGACAAAUUCUCAGUUGCAAAAUUUAUCCUCGAAAUGUCAUCCCGAAGACAGCAACGUGACGGAUGAGUUGUGUUUUAGUAAAUAUAAGCACGAAUUGAAUAAGAUUUUCACGAUUAAUUCAAAUCUCGUUCGUGACGUUAUGGACUUUUGGAAAUUUGUCGAGAAAUAUGAGUCUGUCAAGAAGCAAUUUGGCGAUAAUUAUGAAUAUAUGAUUAAUCCUGUUCUAAAUCCCAUUGGGUUGCCAGAUAAAUAUCACAAGUCUCAUUGUCUAAACUUGAAACUUGGUUUGUCUUAUGGAGAAUUGUUUGCUAGAGUCAGAGGUUUGCCAGAGGCAAAACCAUUGACCGAAUCACAAUUGCUCAAGUUCAGGGAUGUUUUACUCUUGUAUUUGGAUUUUAAGCAAAAGGAGAAAUUUAGUAAAUUAAAAAAGCUUCGAGAUAUGCAAGCUAACUUGCCAGUUGCACGAUUCAAAGAUGAAAUUGUCAAGACGGUAAAGACGGAGAGAGUAAUUAUUGUGGCAGGAGACACUGGUUGUGGAAAAUCUACUCAGAUCCCUCGAUACUUGUAUGAAGCUGGUUUCCGGAAGAUUGCAUGUACGCAACCUCGAAGAAUAGCAUGCAUCUCGUUAGCGAAACGAGUCUCUUUUGAAACAUUGAGUGAGAAUCUUAGUAGAGUUGGAUAUCAGAUACGUUUUGAGAAACAAAGGAAUCAAGAGACAAACAUUACAUUCAUAACAGAAGGUUUAUUAUUGCGCCAGCUGUCGGGUGAAACAACUUUAUCUGCGUAUGAUGUGAUAGUCUUGGAUGAAGUACAUGAACGUCACUUACAUGGAGAUUUUUUAAUGGGCAUUAUGAAAUGCAUCAUUUACCAACAGCCUGAUUUAAAAUUAGUACUAAUGUCCGCCACUAUUAAUAUAGAACUUUUUAGUAAUUAUUUUGCAAAGGAAAAUGUUAAAAUAAUAGAAGUUCCUGGAAGAUUAUAUCCCAUUCAAUUGUUUUAUCGUCCUAUAACUGUAGAAGAUCUCAGAUACAAAAAUGAUCGAUUUAAUCCCAGUCCAUACGUACAAAUAAUGCAAAUGAUUGAUCAAAAAUAUCCAGUCGAUGAGAAGGGCGAUUUAUUAAUAUUCUUGAGUGGAAUAAAUGAAAUUACUGCAGUUGUAGAUGCUGCCAAGGAAUAUAGUAUUAAAAAAAACAACUGGAUAAUUUUACCACUUCACAGUACUUUGUCUAUCGUUGAACAAGACAAGGUAUUUGACUAUGCACCUGAUGGUGUUAGAAAAUGUAUUGUCGCAACUAACAUUGCAGAAACUUCUAUUACCAUUGACGGAAUUAGAUUUGUCGCCGAUAGUGGAAAAGUAAAGGAAAUGAGUUAUGACCCAUCAUGUAAAAUGCAAAGAUUAAAAGAAUUUUGGAUAAGUAAGGCAAGUGCAGAACAAAGAAAAGGAAGAGCUGGCAGGACUGGACCUGGAGUUUGUUAUAGAAUUUAUUCAGAGGAAGAGUACAAGAUGUUGGAAAAAUAUUCAACACCGGAAUUACAACGUGUACCCUUAGAUUCUUCAUUACUACAAAUGAUAGCAAUGGGUCUUCCCGAUGCACGAAAGUUUCCAUUUAUAGAGCCACCACCAGCAAAUAGUAUAGAAAACGCUAUACUAUCCCUAAAAGAUCAUGAUGCACUUACGGACAACGAAAAGAUUACAUGUAUCGGUAAAACCUUGGCACGGUUGCCCGUUGAUAUUACAAUAGGGAAGAUGUUAAUAAUGGGAUCUAUUUUUCAUCAAGUGGAACCCGUUUUAUCAUUAGCUGCUGCUCUAAGUAUACAAACACCGUUUACUAAUAGGACUUACAGGGAUACUGAAUGUGAGACAUCUAGAAAGAAGUUGGAAUCUGAUCAUGGCGAUCCCAUAACGUUACUGAAUGCAUUUAAAGAAUGGCUGGAGGUAAAACAAGAAAACUCUCAAGAAUAUAGAAGCAGUAGUAAUAGCAGCAGAAAAUGGUGCAAAAGAAGAGGUUUGGAGGAGCAACGGUUCUACGAAAUGACGAAAUUAAGGACUCAAUUUAAAGACUUACUACAAGACUGCAAUUUACUUAAAAGUCUCCCAGAACCCAAUUCUUCUAUGACGAGUGCGGAACGUGCCAUAAGACAUGGAGAACUGAAACUUUUGAAAUCUCUCAAAAGAACUUACAAACAAAAUGAACCUAAAAGGCGUAAACAAUUAAAAGUAGAAACAUUCGAUAUACAGUUAGAGGAUGAUGACGAAAAUAAUGGAGAGCUUGACAUAAAAGAUAUAGAAUUUCGAAUGAGAAAUGACUCGAGCCAAGUGCAUAAUCUUUUGACAGCGUCUACCGCAUGUAGCUAUAAGGAUCUAACCAUGUUAAAAUUAAUAUUAUGUAGUGGUUUAUACCCACAAUUUGCUUGUGCCGACGAAUUUAAUUAUUGCAAGUCUAUAAAUGAACAAUUGUUUCACACAAAAGCAAAACCGUAUGUUGCUUUGCAUCCAAUGAGCUUUUUUGGAAAUCAUCCACAAAUUUUGCAAAUUGAAGAAUCAGAUAUAAUGUCAAUACCAGGUUUUAAGAGCAAGACUCCUGUUAGUUCUAAACAUCAGUUAUUAGCAUACCUAUCUCUUUUGGAAACUACAAAGCCAUAUCUGGUAAAUACUUUACGAAUGCCUGCCGCCCAAACGUUGCUAUUAUUUGCGCAUGAAAUAGAUACAAAUAGCACAUUCUCUAUAAUAGCAUGUGAUUCGUGGCUGGUGUUAGAAUUUCCUGUACCUGACAGUGGCCAAACUUUAUUGAUGGAAGCUAUCAAGUUAAGGAAUAAAUGGGAUUUCUUAUUAAAUCAGCAAUUACGAGGAUUUGACAGUGCUAACAAUGAAAAAAAAGAUUUUAGUCAAAUUGAGCAAAAUCUUACGCAAGAACUGAUUGAAUAUAUGCAUACUAUGAUACCAUACACUAUAAAACGGUUGUUACCAGCUGAUUUGAAAAUGAUAUAUGUUGGUAACGGCAAUAAUGAUACGAAUAUAGAGCCUAAUCCUUUUCAACCUGACUUUACGAGUAUACCAAAUGUAAUUAAAGGUGGAGUUUAUGUAACAGACAAUAUUACAUAUAAUUGCAUAAAAGAAACUAAUUGGAGUGAACAGUUACUUGCAGAAAUGCAAGAAACCGAGUGGCAUUGUAAAAAUUGUAAUCUUCAAGCAAUUCUGUCGAGUAUCGAAAAAUUACAACAUCAAAACUCUUGUACGAUCCCAGAUACAAUUAGUGUCGCUAAAGAUAGUGAAAAUAUCACACGUAAAGCCAAUAAUCAACCAUACGAAUGUCCUGAUUGUUCGCUAACGUUAUACCUCACGCCUAUUGAAAUAUUGAAACAUAAAAAAUUACAUAUAAACUAAAAUAUUUUCCAAUUCUAUACACGAUUAUAAAUGGAAUAUGAUUGUUUAGAAGGUAAUGUUUUAUAUAUAAUUUAGAAAUAUAUAAGUAUUUUAUUAAGUAACGCUUAUUUACAAAUGCGCGCGCGUGUUGUGUGUUAUUUUAUUUUAUAGAAUACACAAUCAUUCUUAACACGUACAAGAGUUUUAUGUGUUUGAUUAUUUAGAAUUGUUUAGAAAUAUUUUUGUUUAGAAACAAAAGGCAUAUUUCACAUAUGGAAUGUGAUAUAUGUAUAGAAUGUUAUGAUAUCAAGUCCAUGGCAAGAAAUUUGAAAACAUAAGACAUCCUACGAGUGUGUAUCCUAGAAAGUAAAAUAAAACAAAUUUAUCUUGCAA
Messenger RNA from Monomorium pharaonis (pharaoh ant), 4210 nucleotides. RefSeq names its product probable ATP-dependent RNA helicase DHX34. Gene Ontology annotation, molecular function: ATP binding; RNA binding. The record is from RefSeq and is a predicted model, not a curated record. The transcript has 15 exons. Gene Ontology annotation, biological process: nuclear-transcribed mRNA catabolic process, nonsense-mediated decay. The coding region runs from base 290 to 3838 and encodes 1182 amino acids. Lineage: Eukaryota; Metazoa; Arthropoda; Insecta; Hymenoptera; Formicidae. Gene Ontology annotation, cellular component: intracellular anatomical structure.